AUGGCUAGCGACAAGUCAGAUGCCCACAAGCAGGAUGCUCAAAUCAAGUCCGCCGACAUGAGUGAGGAAAUGCAACAAGAGGCUAUUGAAGUCGCACAGUCGGCUAUGGAGCAGUUCACUAUCGAGAAGGACAUUGCCCAGUAUAUCAAGAAGGAGUUCGACAGCCGAAAGGGUGCCACAUGGCACUGCAUCGUAGGCCGCAACUUUGGAAGCUUUGUCACACAUGCAUUCACAUCCCAGCUUAAAGGUGCCGAACACACCGUCCUCAAAUGUCUAAAUUGCGGCAACAUGACGGGCCGCGUAAUGAAGCGAUGGGAAUGGUUUACCUUUUGCUUCAUCCCCGUUAUACCGUUUAGUCUGAAGCCUUACAAGGAAGUUGGGUGUCAUGUAUGCAAUUUCUGGCAAGACAUUGCGUAUCGUGAGGAGCCUGAGCUACAGCAAUUCGGCGGUGGGACAAAGGUACAGGGUGUUAUGAUGAACCAGUACGGCGGGCCUCCCAGUGGUGGACCUGGUGGUGCUCCUGGAUAUGGACCACCACCACAGGGAGUACCGCAGUAUAAGUAA
Alternaria burnsii is the source of this 564-nucleotide messenger RNA. RefSeq names its product dynein light cytoplasmic. The transcript is spliced from 7 exons. Gene Ontology annotation, cellular component: cytoplasmic dynein complex. Bases 1 to 564 code for a protein of 187 amino acids. Lineage: Eukaryota; Fungi; Ascomycota; Dothideomycetes; Pleosporales; Pleosporaceae. Gene Ontology annotation, biological process: cilium assembly; microtubule-based process. Gene Ontology annotation, molecular function: dynein intermediate chain binding; dynein light intermediate chain binding. The record is from RefSeq and is a predicted model, not a curated record.